AAACUUUACUGUCCAAGUUGUGCGCCCAUCGAACUAGACGAAUCGUGCAAUACAAAUACGAACAACACUUGCAUUUUCGGAAAGCUUAAUGAUUUCCUAAAGAACAAAGGUGUAAAGAUAUUCCACCAAAAUGUAAACGGCUUAGUUACGAAGAUCGAAAAACUGCGGCUAAUGCUCCAGGAAACAAGUAAACGUAUACAUAUUUUCGGCAUUACUGAAUCGCAUCUGAACAAAAACAUACAAGAUAGUGAGGUCGCUAUUAGCGGUUAUAAUUUUAUCAGGAAAGAUCGAAAGAAUGGUUGUGGUGGUGGG
Messenger RNA from Paramuricea clavata, 312 nucleotides. The record is from the annotation of a GenBank genome assembly. NCBI's taxonomy places the organism in Eukaryota, Metazoa, Cnidaria, Anthozoa, Malacalcyonacea, Plexauridae.